AUGGUUGAAGUGAAGAUAACAGAAGAUAUUAAGGUUGGCGGUAGCAAUCCCUGCUUUAUUAUAGCUGAAGUGGGACAAAAUCAUCAAGGUGACAUUGAAAUAGCAAAAAAAUUGAUCAGAGCUGCUAAGGAGGCUGGAGCCAGUUGUGUGAAAUUUCAAAAGACAUGUCUUAAAGAAAAAUUCACAAAAAAGUAUUUAGAAAGGCCUUAUGACAAUCCAAACUCUUGGGGCACAACUUACGGCGAACACAAGAAACACUUAGAAUUUACUGAGAACCAAUAUAGAGAACUUUUUAAAUAUGCACAAGAAGUUGGUAUACUAUUUACCGCUUCAGCAAUGGACAUGGUUUCAUUCGACUUCUUGGUCAAUAUAAAAGUGCCGUUUAUAAAGAUCGGUUCAGGCGAUUCUAACAAUUUACUAUUUUUGAAAUACGCCGCGUCGAAGAAGGUUCCACUAAUCAUAUCGACUGGUAUGGUUGACAAAGAGGCAGUGAAGACUAUAUAUGAUAUAAUAUCAUCACAACACAAGCAAUUUUGCUUAUUGCAUUGUAUAUCAGCUUAUCCUGUGCCUUUUGAAGACUGUAAUCUUACAGUAUUGCAAGACUACAAAAACACAUUCGAUAUUCCCGUCGGUUAUUCCGGACAGGAAGUCGGUACUGCGGUAGCGUUGGCUGCAGUUGCAUUGGGAGCUAAGGUAUUAGAAAAGCACAUAACAUUAGAUAAAGAAUUGAAAGGUACAGAUCAUAUCUGUUCUUUGACACCUUCAGAAUUCCAACAGUUAGUGAGGGAUGUGAGAGUAAUAGAAGCCUCGCUUGGAACUCCUAUCAAGAAAAUCGUGACUUCAGAAAUCCCUUGCAUUGACAAAUUACAAAAGUCGCUAGUGAUGGGUUGCACGAAAAAUAAAGGUGAAAUUCUAUAUCCUGGUGACGUUAAAAUAAAAGUGGCAGAACCAAAAGGUUUAAAUGCUUUGAAUUUUGAGAAAGUUAUUUACAAAACUUUGGUAUACGACAAAAAGGAAGACGAACCCUUAAACGAAGUAGAGGAUAAGUGGCGCAGGCGAGCUUUGGCAAGGUGCCCGCGCUGCCGCCAGUCCCCGGAGUGCCGGCUCGACUGCCGCCUGCGCCGCGCCGCGAAAGAACAUCUCGCCUUCAGUGCAUCAACUAAAUAUCCCAUCAUAAUUUUACGCAUG
Molecule: messenger RNA, 1188 nt
Organism: Brenthis ino (lesser marbled fritillary)
Lineage: Eukaryota; Metazoa; Arthropoda; Insecta; Lepidoptera; Nymphalidae
Source: the annotation of a GenBank genome assembly